UAACAUUUCUAUUAUUAAUGAAAUCCAUAUUUGUAGGUUUGUUUCAAUUUUUUUUAAAUCGAAUUGCCUCUAAAUAAACUCACAUUGUGUCACAACUGUUUGGAAUGGUAUAUUAGAAAUAUUUUUUUUUAAUGAAAAUUCGGUUUAUGAACUUCCACGAAUGUGUUUCACUGCGUUGUAUGUAAGUCCAAAUGCGUCCGGAAAUGCCGAAAGCACGAGCAACACCGUGUUACUAUCAUGUUGUAUAGAAAAAAAACCUUCGUGAAGUUCUAAGAUAAGGGAAUAACAUCACGAAAAAUUUUGACAAUCAAGUUGGAGAAAGAGGUUAUGGCGAAAUACUUGAUACAAAUAGUUAUAAUGGGCACGCGAGUCGUCGGCAAAGCAUUUGCACGAGCAUUGCAACAAGAAAUUGCAGCAAGUCAAGAAGCUGCGCGCAGAGCAGGCGGUGGAAAAAGAGGUGCUCAACAUGCAGCAGCUAAUUCCAGAACUGGAAUUACCUUAGAUGAAGCAUUACAUAUACUGAAUGUUGAACGACUGGAUCAAACAGAAGCUAUCGAGCGUAAUUAUAAGCAUCUCAUGGAGGUUAAUGACAGAUCUAAAGGUGGUUCUUUUUAUAUUCAGUCGAAAAUAGUGCGUGCCAAAGAACGUAUCGAUGAGGAACUAAGUAAUCAAAAUAUUCCUCCCCCAAAAGAAAGUUCUGUACGACAAGAUAGCACUAAAGAACUUUAGUUGAUGUUUCUGUAGUCUAAAUUGAAUUAUUACAUCCUCAAAGUCUGUAUAUACACAUUUAGCGAUCUACAUUUUAAUUAUAAAUAAAUAUUAUGAAACAUGUAAUUGAUCAAAAUUGCCAUAACUGUAUUUUGUUAUUAGCUAAAAUAUUAAA
Messenger RNA from Colletes gigas, 883 nucleotides. RefSeq names its product mitochondrial import inner membrane translocase subunit Tim16-like. The record is from RefSeq and is a predicted model, not a curated record. The transcript is spliced from 2 exons. The coding region runs from base 328 to 729 and encodes 133 amino acids. Gene Ontology annotation, biological process: protein import into mitochondrial matrix. Gene Ontology annotation, cellular component: TIM23 mitochondrial import inner membrane translocase complex. Lineage: Eukaryota; Metazoa; Arthropoda; Insecta; Hymenoptera; Colletidae.